AUGCCCAGACGCACUCGUGAUGAAGCAGAGGUCGAGGAAAAGACCACCCACGAAAAAAAAUUGAAUGACACCCAUGAGAAGACGGCGGCCGUCGAGGGCACCGUCAAGGGUGUGCCCGCGAAUGGGGAGUCCAUCAAAAAGAAAGUGCGCAGCGAACCCCAAGGGGAGGAAGCGGAGAGUGGCCUCUCGAACGGCGCACCGGCGCUCGUCCCGCGCCCGUUCUCGGACUUCGAUCUGAGCGAGGAGACCGUCCAGGCGCUGAAAUCGCGCGGCUUUGAGUCCCUCUUCCCCGUCCAGGCGCUCACCUACGACGCGAUCAUGAAGGAGCGCGACGUCCUCGUGCAGGCGCGCACCGGCAGCGGCAAGACGCUCGCCUUCGGCAUCCCCAUCGUGGAGCGGCUGCGGCGGCUGAAGGCGCCUCUCACACGCGGGCGCGGGCCUGCCGCCGCGAUUUUUUGCCCGACGCGCGAGCUCGCGAUUCAGGUGCAGGACGUCCUGAGCGGGAUCAGUGGGGGCCUCGUCGUAACGGCCCUCUACGGUGGCGUCGCCUACGCGAAUCAGGAGCGCGUGCUGCACAGUGGCGUGGAUAUCGUGGUGGCGACCCCGGGCCGCGCGAAGGACCUUCUGGAAAAAGGCACCCUCCGCUUCGACCGGAUCUCCAUGGUUUGCCUCGAUGAGGCCGACCACAUGCUCGAUAUCGGCUUCAAGGAUGACAUUGAGCUGCUGCUGGGGAUGAUCUCGGACCAGAACGGCUCUAGGGGGCUGGAGAAGCCGAAGCACCAGACGCUGCUCUUCUCCGCGACGGUUCCGGACUGGGUGCAAAGCUGCUCCCUCAUCCCGAAGGAGAAGGAGUUUAUUGAUAUGGUAGGGAAGGAAGCGGUGCGGACGGCCAGCACCAUCCGCUUCUACCGCCGCAAGUGUAAUUUCAGAGAGGUCUCCUCCAUGCUGGCGGACCUGAUUAAGGUGUAUAGCGGGGUGCACGGCCGCACCUUGGUGUUCACCAACACCAAGAAGGAUUGCCACGAUCUCUCCAUCAACAACACCAAGCUCGACUCGCAAUGCCUGCAUGGGGAUAUGCAGCAGGAGCAGCGGGAGAGCACGAUGAAGAGCUUCCGGGAUAACAAAUUCAGCGUCCUCAUCGCCACCGACGUGGCCGCCCGGGGGUUGGAUUUGCCGAUGGUGGAUUUGGUCAUCCAGUGCGCGCCGCCAAGCGAUAUCGACGCGUUCAUCCACCGCGCCGGGCGAACCGGCCGCGCGGGCCGCAAAGGCGUCUGUGUGCUGCUCUACCAGCCCCGUGAGGAGUACAUCGUGGAGCGGAUUGAACGGCACGCGAAGAUUCGGUUUGAGAUCCUUCCGGCGCCGACCCGCGAGGAGAUCCUCCGGGCGGUGGCGCGGGAUGCGGCCGAGGAGCUCGCCCGUGUGGAGCGACGCGCGACGGAUCUUUUUAUGGAUCAGGCGGCGGAUUUGCUGAAGGAUGCGGACCCGGUGGAGAUCCUCGCCUCGGCGCUUGCCGUGAUGAGCGGGUACACCACUCAUAUUAACAGUCGUGGUCUUCUCACGGGAACGGAGGGCUACGUGACGUUGCAAAUGUUGUCUGAACGAACCCUGCCAAUUCCGGUGUACUGCAGCAUCUUGCGGAAUAACCUCGGGGAUGAUAUUUUCAUGCGGUGUCGGGAUAUUACCCUGCUGCUGGAUGAGCCCGGGUGCGUCUUUGAUGUGCUCGAGCAAUUUGCGGAUCGGGUGCUCAACGCGAACAUCCGUGGGAUGUCCGUUAGCCGGAUUGACGUCCUUCCGAAUAUUAUCGCCCGUGAGCUCAACACGCAGCGGGGUGGGGCUCGAGGUGGUGGUGGGUUCCGGGGGCGCGAUGGCAGCAGCGGGGGGUCUCGUUUUGGCGACCGAGGGAAUAGAGGUGGAUACGGAGGAGGGUAUAGCCGUGGUGGCGGCGGUUACGGAAGCCGGGGUGGAGCGCACCGUCGCUAUUGA
Molecule: messenger RNA, 1983 nt
Organism: Phytomonas sp. EM1
Lineage: Eukaryota; Euglenozoa; Kinetoplastea; Trypanosomatida; Trypanosomatidae
Source: the annotation of a GenBank genome assembly